Molecule: messenger RNA, 1218 nt
Organism: Notothenia coriiceps (black rockcod)
Lineage: Eukaryota; Metazoa; Chordata; Actinopteri; Perciformes; Nototheniidae
Product: coiled-coil domain-containing protein 127
Exons: 4
Coding region: 256-1077 (273 amino acids)
Source: RefSeq, a predicted model, not a curated record
UACUACCGACAGUUAUAAUUUAAACCCUACUUUAACCGUGAUUUUACUUUUAAAACACCACCUAGAGAGUUACAAUACAUCUCGGUUAAUUCAAACAGAGUUUACCCUUAAGACCUAAACUGAUCUUUAAUCAAGUAACUUCCUACGAAAUACCCCCGGUCGGUAUAGAUGGACUGCUAACGAGUAAACUUGUGUAAGCAGGGUAUGCAGGAACAAAUGUAUAAGUGACCUAGACUUAUCAUUCAAGCAGCUUCCAUGAACAACCUGAAUGACCCCCCCAGGUGGAACAUUGAGCCAGACCCCCGAGGAAGGGGGGCGGGGGCCAGUGAUGGCCAUCAAUGGAACUACGCCCUGCUGGUCCCAAUGCUGGGAUUGGCUGCAUUCCGUUGGAUCUGGACGAGGGAGUCUCAGAGGGAAAUCCAGGAGGUCAAAGCUCAGUAUAAAAUAGACAUUUCAACAAUAAAAAGCGAAAUGGAGAUAAAGUACCGUGAGACACUUACAGAUAGGCGAAGGGCAGCAGCUACACUCGAGCUGGAGCUGGAGAAGGAGAGGCAGAGGGUGAAAGGCUACAAACAGGCCAUGGUCUCACAGAGCCAUCAGCUGAUGAAAGAACGGAAACAGCUACAUGAGGAGCGUGAAGCCUUGGAGGAAGAAAAGCAGAGGCUGGUGAAGUCUGGCGCUGCAGGGGCGGUACUGCAUCACGCCCUGGAGCGAGAAGACAACCGGUCCCAGCGAGCCAACGCCACUCUGGAGGAGCUGGAGUAUCAGCUUCUGGAGCGCCAGAAUGCUUACUGUUCCCUCAUCCAACCUCGGGACCAGCGGCUGGAGAUGGAGAAGAACAUGCUGAUCAAGGUCGUCAAAGACCCUGUCCUGGCAGAACUGGACCUAGAGUCUGAUCUUAAGGAUGUUUUUAAGAGAGAUACGCACUGUGCUGACUUGCUAAACAUGGACAAGAGGAAGAAUGGCAGCCUCAUGUGGGUUUACCUCAAGUACUGGCAGCUGCAGGUCACUGUGCAGAAACACAAGAGGGCUGAAGGAGCCAUCUUAGGAGGGAAAAUCCAGUCCCACACAAAGUGACGAACACGAGCUGGGGUUUUUCAUUAGACUUUUAAGAAUGUUCAGAGGAGUGGUGGAUCAGGACUGAAAAUGCAUGUUUUUUUUGUUGUUAUCUUCUUUACUUGUUAAGGCCCGGACACACCAAUCUGACAACAAAGAACU